AUGGCGGCGACAGUCACAGUUCAUGCUUUGGACGCGGGUCAUAUCACCAUUGCCGAGCGCUUCUUCAUUGUCCCGUCUGAUCCAGACGCCAAACAUACCGUGCCCUCAUUGUCGUUCCUCGUUCAGCACAAGAACCCUUCCACUGGCCAAAUUACCCGUAUCGUCUGGGAUCUGGGCAUGCGCCGUGAUCUCAACCUCUAUCCGGCGGCACUUCAAACUCAUAUAGAAUCUCGACGGCCCGUCGACACCAUGCCUGACGUAGUGGCUUCGCUGUCUCGAGGCGGCCUCACCGUUGAUGACAUCGACUACGUCAUGUUUAGCCACGUGCACUAUGACCAUGUCGGCAUGCCACGCGAUUUUACCAAUCCCAAGACAAAGUUUAUUGUCGGUAACGGCGCCCUCGAUCUUCUUAGCGGAAAGACAAAGCACGAUCUGGGCAAGCACAUGGUUUUUGAGGCGGAUCUAUUACCGACUGACCAAGCUGUCGAACUGCCUCCCAACGACAACUCUUUAGCCGAUAGUCCAUACCAAUGGACACCACUUGCCAGCUUUCCACACGCCAUCGAUUUCUUUCACGAUGGCAGUGUCUACAUCCUCGAUGCCCCAGGUCAUCUCCCCGGACACAUGAAUCUGCUGUGCCGCAUCUCCAGCAACCCGACCAAGUACGUCUGUCUGGCGGGCGAUUCCUGUCAUGACGUCCGUCUGUUGAGUGGAGAGAAGGAUAUUGCUACGUGGACUGAUGAGACUGGCCGACAUUGCUGUAUACAUGUCGACAUCCCUAAAACCAAACAAACACUGGCCAGACUUUAUUCGGCGUCUAAAGACGGCAUUCACCUCGAUGGUGAGGCAGCCAAUGCCCAAGUUGAAAUCGUUCUCGCGCAUGACUAUGCGUGGGAAGCAGAUGCUAAGAAGGCCGGCAAGUUCUUUCCUGGCGCCUUGAAGUAG
Exophiala mesophila is the source of this 945-nucleotide messenger RNA. RefSeq lists its product as uncharacterized. The coding region runs from base 1 to 945 and encodes 314 amino acids. The record is from RefSeq and is a predicted model, not a curated record. The transcript has a single exon. Lineage: Eukaryota; Fungi; Ascomycota; Eurotiomycetes; Chaetothyriales; Herpotrichiellaceae.